Messenger RNA from Drosophila rhopaloa, 1321 nucleotides. Its product is annotated as alpha-ketoglutarate-dependent dioxygenase alkB homolog 7, mitochondrial. Gene Ontology annotation, cellular component: mitochondrial matrix. The transcript has 4 exons. The coding region runs from base 75 to 842 and encodes 255 amino acids. Gene Ontology annotation, biological process: DNA damage response; fatty acid metabolic process. The record is from RefSeq and is a predicted model, not a curated record. Lineage: Eukaryota; Metazoa; Arthropoda; Insecta; Diptera; Drosophilidae.
CAUUAUCAAACAGCUGUUUGUCGGUUUUUUUUUGCAAUUGCACGUAACUUCAAAACAUUACAAAUUCCUGAGAAAUGAUAAUCCUGAAUAGAUGUACGCCUAUAAGACAAAUUUUGAGAACCUGUCAUCGCCAGGCGGUUGAAAACAGCAGCAAUAAGGCAAAUUUAACCGCAUAUUUGGGAAAAUGGCCCGAAAAAGAACAGCAGGAAUUUCGACAGCACAUGCGCAUCAUCACAGAUUUCAUCAGUGAAUCGGAGGAACAGCAGCUUCACGAGGAAAUCGAACCCUAUAUAAGUCGCCUGCGCUACGAAUUCGAUCACUGGGACGAUGCCAUUCACGGAUUUAGAGAGACAGAGCGGAAGAAGUGGUUCCCCAAAAAUCGAGAAAUUCUGGAGCGCGUGCGUCAAGUCGCCUUCGAUGGUGCAAUUAUGCCCUACGUUCACAUCCUGGAUCUGGCACCUGAGGGCGUUAUCAAGCCCCAUGUUGAUAGCACUCGAUACUGUGGCACCACAAUUUCCGGGAUAAGCUUGUUAAGUGACAGUGUCAUGCGGCUUGUGCGCACGGAUGCCCAGCGUUACCAGCAGAAAUCGUCGGGCACUGCAGCGGAACCGGAUUCCAAGGGGUCAGAACCCGAUGCAGCUUAUCGCCAUCAACCGGAGGCGACGCUGGAGAACAACUUCUACGCAGAUCUCCUGCUGCCACGACGCUCCCUGUACAUAAUGAGCCACACGGCGCGCUACAAUUUUACGCACGAGAUCCUGGCCAAGGAGCAGUCCGAGUUUCAGGGCACACCGGUACCAAAGACACGUCGCAUUUCCAUCAUUUGUCGCAAUGACCCCUAAAAGCGUCUAAUAUUAUUGUUUGCGAAUGUACUUCGGUGCAUCUAAAGUCUGAAGGUAAAUCAACUUAGUACUUUUUCUUUGCCAAAAUUCUAAUUUAUCCAAAAGUUUAUUUAUGUAGUAUAUAGUUCAUAUAAUUUGGUGAAGGUACUUUUAAACAACGAUAAAUGAAUCCAAUGAAUGUACAGAUUUUUAGUUGCUAUUAAACAUUAAAUUAAAUUAAUUACUUAUUUAUUUUUAUUAAAUAUCUGACCAAUUUUACUUAAUUAUUGUUCAUUUGAGGCUGAUAUAUAAAGUUUAAAGAUUCUUUGCAUUAAGAUACAUGAAGAACCAUGUUGUUCAAUAAUCACCUCACUAUUUUUGGUUCAAAUAUUUUACCUGUUUAUAUACCCUCUGCUUUAAAUUACUUAAGUUUGAAGUAAUGAAAUAUUCGUUAAAAAAAACACAAAAUAAAUAUUUAUAAAUUUGCUUUAAAACUAAAA